Messenger RNA from Trichomonas vaginalis G3, 809 nucleotides. Its product is annotated as organellar and viral DNA polymerase type B. The record is from RefSeq and is a predicted model, not a curated record. The transcript has a single exon. The annotation marks the transcript as partial. Lineage: Eukaryota; Parabasalia; Trichomonadida; Trichomonadidae.
AUGUAUCGGAAGUUGUCUAAGUUAGAACACUCGGAAAUAAAACAACUUCUUACAGAAGCUAACAUAGAAGUAGCAAAGCAUUACGCAACAAACAAAAAAGCACUCGCUGACAUCCUCAAUGACUAUAAUGGUGCAAUAAGUUAUGAUAGAAUUCAUGAGUUCAUAAAGCCGCAACGCGGCGAGGACGAAGUCCAUGCAAGAGCAUUUCCUUUAAAUGACGUUGCUAUUGACUUAUAUCAUAGACGUUCAGUACCUCAUGAAGUAAGAAGAGAAAUGUUUGACAUAACAAAUGCGAACGUUGGUCAUACUCGUAAAACUCUUUCGCAUGAUGUUCGUCAAGAGAUGUUUGACAUAACAAAUGCAAACGUUGGUGAAACACGAAAGAGAGACGACACACUGAAACAACAGAGAAGAGAGAUGUUUAAGAGCGCUAUAGAACAAGUUCGCAAAGCUAACGAUGUCAUUCGUUCCAUUGACGACAAACCAAAAGAAGGUGAGAGAUGGUUAAAGAAAGAUGAAGAGAAUAGGAAGAGAAAUGUGAAGUCGGGCAAUAGACUCAUUGACUUUAACAUCGAAGCUUUAGAUGAACCAAACAGAGACUACUUACACAAACAUUUCGGUAAGGUUUUCAUGAGACUCUUAGAGAAGAUUAAAAUAAACUCCCAACAAAGAUGGAUGGUAUGUUAUAAACUUGGUGGAAAGUAUGAAUGUUCUACGUUAAACCUCAAUAAUAUUGGAACAUUACUACAUCAGCUCUUGAAGGAGAACUUUAUAUCAGAGAUAGAAGCAAAUGCUGCAGGUAUUGUUGA